AUGUCUAGUCUGAGGAACUUCAGAUCGGCUCUUGACAGCCAAACUUCCAGCACGGCAAGACACCAGGCGCAACCCGCGGCUGCGAAAUCGCCGCUGACGAACAAGAGGGAGUGCGUCCAGUGCAUUUUGGCCUUUCUGGCCGCGCGUGACUUCCACCCCUGCACGGCGAAGGAGCUUCUGCGGUCGCCGCCGCUCCAGACGCUGCUGGACAUAUGGAACUUCCUCUUCAGCUACAUCGACCCGAAUGCGCACAUCACGAAGGAGAACAUGGCGGUCGAGGUGCCGAAGUUCUUCAAGGAGUUCGGGUACCCUCACAUAAUGAAGACAUCGCACCUGAGGACCCCGACGGCGGACCACCAGUGGGAGGCCAAUCUGGUGGCUCUGUCGUGGCUGUGCAAGCUGCUUCUGUAUGAGCAGGAGUGCUUCGACAAGCCUUUCGAGGUCACCAAAAAGAGGCACGGCUCGCCCUACAUGGGCCUGGAUUUCGGCGCGCACGGGAAAGCCACGAUUUCCAACACGAUGGUGGCCCAGUUUGUCACGGAGCAGGCCACCAAGCACUUCCAGCUGUACCUGAAAGGCGAGGAAAACAGCGUGCAGCUGGUGGAGCAGUUCCACCGCGAUGUCACUGAGCUGGUGGCGGGUGUCCAGGACAGCGUCGACGGCAAAAUCCGUGAGCUUGAGGAGCUGCGCGGGCAGACCCUGGAAUUGCAGGAGGAGCUGGAGUCGUUCGCCCGCACCAAGGAAUGGAUAGAGAAGGCCAAUGUGGAGCUGCAGCGCAUCGAGGAACUGACAGCUUCCGUGCGCGGCACGUGCGUCCAGGCGGCUGAGACUCUGAAGAGGCACAAACAGACGCUGCGGGACGAGGAGGCCGCGCUGGCCGCGCAAGAGGAGCAGAACGCCGACAUCGAGAAGUUGAUCGAGCAGCAGGACAUCAACAAGAACGUCGUGCAGGAACUCAAUAACACCAUCCGCGCUCUGAAGGUCCGCAUCGCCGACGGCAAUCGCAAAAUCAAGGAGCUCGAGCACGACAUCGCCUCGAGCAAAACAACCGCGCAAACCAUGGAGUCACAGCUGGUCAGGUUGCAGAAGGCGCUCGCCAGCACGCACGAAUCCAUCAGGAACUUCCUGGUGAACAACGGUCGGCAUGCGGAGUCGUGGCGCAGCCUCGGCCAGCUGCGCAUCAACCCCCAAGGCAUCAACGAGAGCGAGAUACUGGGCGUGGAGCCCGCAACGUACAACGGCGUGCUCCAGGACGUCAUCAACAAGGACCGGGAAGCAACGCAUGAGAGCAGCGAGGCCCGUACGGAGCUCGAGCAGGCCAACCAGCAUCUGGAGGCGCUGGGCAACGAGAUCGCGCGCGAGACAUCGGAGAUACUCCGGGAAACGUCGUCGCUGAUCAAGAACCAGCACGUGGAGGAGAAGGACGCCCGCGUGCAACUGGAGGCGAGCGAGCUGGCCGCCGUGAUACGUGCCGCCGCCAACGACGAGCUGGUGAGUCGUCUAGACAACCGUGACCUGCGUGGCCUAACUGGCGCACAGGAAUCGACUAAGCGCGAGUUGGAAGCCGUCGAGGCGGAGGUCGCCGUGGCGCACGCCCAGCUGCAGCAACAGGACGCCGCCGCCCAGGAGGCGUGGCAGGUGUUUGUAAACAGGUUCAAGGAGAUGUUCCAAAUAGCUCGCAGCUCCAAGGAGUCAAACUGCCAUGCACUGCGCGGCGACCGCAGGCUCAUCGGCCUGGAGCAUCGCCUUUUCAGCGGCGGAGACGAUACGCAGCACGAGGCGGCUUCUGAAACGACCUGCUAG
This is a messenger RNA of Babesia bigemina, 1803 nucleotides long. RefSeq names its product Kinetochore protein NDC80 homolog. Gene Ontology annotation, cellular component: Ndc80 complex. Gene Ontology annotation, biological process: attachment of mitotic spindle microtubules to kinetochore. The record is from RefSeq and is a predicted model, not a curated record. Lineage: Eukaryota; Apicomplexa; Aconoidasida; Piroplasmida; Babesiidae. The coding region runs from base 1 to 1803 and encodes 600 amino acids. The transcript is spliced from 7 exons.